AUGGCUAAAGAUGUUGAGGUUCAAGAGCAAGGAGAAUACUCUGCCAAAGACUAUCAUGACCCUCCUCCAGCACCCUUGUUCGACCCAGAAGAGCUCACACAGUGGUCCUUCUAUAGAGCCCUUAUUGCUGAGUUCAUAGCAACUCUUCUCUUCCUCUAUGUCACGGUGCUAACCAUUAUUGGGUACAAAAGACAGACUGAUACUAAUGUUGGUGGCACAGAGUGUGAUGGGGUUGGCAUCUUGGGCAUCGCUUGGGCCUUUGGUGGCAUGAUCUUCAUCCUUGUUUACUGCACUGCGGGUAUUUCAGGAGGACACAUAAACCCAGCUGUGACAUUCGGGCUGUUCCUAGGACGCAAGGUGUCUUUGAUAAGGGCGUUGUUGUACAUGGUAGCUCAGUGUGCUGGUGCUAUCUGUGGCACUGGACUGGCCAAGGGUUUCCAAAAAGCAUACUACAACAGGUAUGGAGGUGGUGCUAACUCUGUUGCUGAUGGCUACAACAAGGGUACUGCUUUGGGCGCUGAGAUUAUUGGUACCUUCGUUCUUGUCUACACUGUCUUCUCUGCCACUGACCCUAAGAGGAACGCUAGGGACUCCCAUGUUCCUGUCCUAGCACCACUCCCCAUUGGCUUUGCUGUGUUCAUGGUUCACUUGGCUACAAUCCCAGUAACGGGCACUGGCAUUAACCCAGCAAGGAGUUUCGGAGCAGCUGUAAUUUACAAUAAUGAAAAAAUAUGGGAUGAUCAGUGGAUUUUCUGGGUUGGACCAAUUGUUGGAGCAGCAGUGGCUGCAUUCUACCACCAAUACAUCCUUAGAGCAGCAGCUAUCAAGGCUCUUGGAUCAUUCAGGAGCAAUGCCUAA
Sphenostylis stenocarpa is the source of this 858-nucleotide messenger RNA. The record is from the annotation of a GenBank genome assembly. NCBI's taxonomy places the organism in Eukaryota, Viridiplantae, Streptophyta, Magnoliopsida, Fabales, Fabaceae.